CUUAUUAGGGUUUGCGACUGGAGUAGCCGUGUCGAGUCUCGAGUCUUUCGUUGCGUUUACGUUCCUCCUCGGCCCUGCGCGCUUCGCGUCUCCAUCAUGGCGGAACAGACGGAGAAGGCUUUCCUUAAGCAGCCGAAGGUAUUUCUUAGCUCCAAGAAAACUGGGAAAGGGAAGAAACCUGGUAAGGGCGGCAACAGAUUUUGGAAAAACAUUGGGCUAGGGUUCAAGACCCCGAGGGAAGCAAUUGAAGGGACUUAUAUUGAUAAGAAAUGCCCAUUCACUGGAACUGUCUCAAUCAGGGGCCGAAUUUUAGCUGGUACAUGCCAUAGUGCCAAAAUGAACAGAACCAUCAUUGUAAGGAGAAACUAUCUUCACUUUGUGAAAAAAUAUCAAAGGUACGAAAAGAGACACUCAAAUAUACCAGCACAUAUUUCUCCCUGCUUCCGCGUGAAAGAGGGUGACCAUGUUAUUAUUGGGCAGUGCAGGCCUUUGUCUAAGACUGUAAGGUUCAAUGUGUUGAAAGUCAUUCCUGCCGGAUCAACUAGUGGAGGCAAGAAGGCUUUUGCAGCCGUUUGAGUGGACUACUGUGGAGACGAUGAUGCUGGAGGGACGGCUUUAUAUAUAUAUUUCUGUAGUUUGGACCUCUGAUAUGCUUAAGAACGCAUCUGAGUGGUUUUUUAAUUGAUCGUGGAAAUUUUCUCUCAAGUUUUACUUGCUGGAAAUGUGGAAUUGACAUUUUUAAAAUUUCCUGUUAACCAAUUUGAUUCUUAAAUUUAA
Molecule: messenger RNA, 777 nt
Organism: Zingiber officinale
Lineage: Eukaryota; Viridiplantae; Streptophyta; Magnoliopsida; Zingiberales; Zingiberaceae
Product: 40S ribosomal protein S11-like
Exons: 6
Coding region: 97-576 (159 amino acids)
Biological process (GO): translation
Cellular component (GO): cytosolic small ribosomal subunit; ribosome
Molecular function (GO): structural constituent of ribosome
Source: RefSeq, a predicted model, not a curated record